Molecule: messenger RNA, 1809 nt
Organism: Serendipita indica DSM 11827
Lineage: Eukaryota; Fungi; Basidiomycota; Agaricomycetes; Sebacinales; Serendipitaceae
Source: the annotation of a GenBank genome assembly
AUGGCCACCUUCUCCAAGCUCUUUUUCGCCAUCUUUGUUACUGCUGGUGCCGCGAAUGCGUGCUACAUAGCAUGCAACUCUAGCACUGCCGGCAAGUUCUCUCUCAUUCACUUGAGCCAAAGGAUCAUGGUGGACAAGCCCAUGCUACCAUCCUCCCUUCUUCUGGCUGCGGCUCUCUUUCGUGCACCCGCUGUCCCAGCGAGAAAUCCUCCAACAAAUCCUUCUGUCGUCAAAAAUCCCAGAUUAAACGUUACAAGGCAGAGAGAUUGCCCAGAAGUCAUGUCAGCAACCACCACGGCGCUCACGGAGACGAUUCCUCGUCCAAAUGUCGACGAAACCAUUCAGCAAAAACCAUAUGAAUAUAACACGGCAAUGACCUCAAAGGCGCAACUCCCUACUCCUUUAAACGAGCGAAAUUCGGUUCAUUCGGACCACCACCGACCGGGAUCCAAAGCGGCUUCGUUCAUGAGCCAGACGGGUCGAAUCACGGGCCAGGAAAGGUCGCUGGAUAGCAAUGCGGGAGAAGGUGGGGUUGAUGCCGUCACACCAGCGAUGCGUCGCCGCGAAAAGGCUGUCAUUGCCGCAAUGUGUUUUGCCCUCUUCCUCGCAGGAUGGAAUGACGGGACUACUGGACCACUACUCCCACGUAUUCAACGAGUAUACGGCGUCAAUUUUGCCGUCGUGUCCAUCAUCUUCAUUUCCAACUGUCUGGGGUUUAUCUCAGGCGCACUCGCCAACGUAUUCUGGACAGACCGAUAUCCCUUUGGCUCGCUCAUCAUCGGCGCUUCUAUUUGCCAAGUUGUCGCAUACAGCAUUCAAUCAGCAGCACCACCCUUUCCACUUCUCUGUAUCGCCUAUGCUCUCAACGGUUUCGGUAUCUCUAUACAAGACGCACAGGCCAAUGGACUCGUAGCAAGCGUACAUGAACACGCAAGCGAGAAGAUGGGACUACUUCAUGCCAUCUACGGCGUCGGAGCGUUCGCAGCUCCUCUCGUCGCCACCCAAUUCGCCCAGUUGAGGAGAUGGUCAUUCCAUUUCCUUGUAUCUUUAGGAAUUGCAGUGGUAAAUACGGUCGUCUUGGUGCUGACGGUCAAGAACAAGUCUCUCGAAAAUAUUUUGCGUUCCAUCGGGUCUCCACCAGCCGAGACCCAUGCAGACGAACAACCGCCAAACAUUGAAAUGAGUUCCCUUGAGAACACCAAUGCUGCAGAGGCUAAAACAGACGCCACUAAACCGAGCUCGAUGAACCAAAUUCUCAAGAACGUUACGGUUCAGCUCAUGGCUAUCUUUAUUCUGGUUUACGUUGGCGUCGAGUGUCUAGGGUGGAUUGUCACCUACUUGAUUGAUGUUCGAGGCGGUGGACCCUCGUCAGGUUAUGCAUCGUCUGGAUUCUUCGGAGGUCUCACCUUUGGACGUAUUGCGCUACUAUGGGUGAAUAGAGUCGUAGGCGAGCGGAGAGUUGUCUUUAUCUACGCGGCACUAGCCAUUGGAUUUGAGUUGGUCAUCUGGCUCGUCCCUUCGCUCGUCGGAAACGCCGUCGCAGUCUCCAUCAUUGGUAUCCUUCUUGGACCAAUGUACCCUCUGUGUAUGAACCACGCCGGACGCGUCUUACCACGGAGAAUUCUCACUGGAUCCAUCGGAUGGAUGGCCGGGUUCGGCCAGGCAGGGUCAGCAGUAAUUCCGUUCAUGACUGGUGCGCUCGCGAAUCGAUUCGGCAUCAAGUCCUUGCAGCCAUUGUUGGUCGCCAUGAUGGGACUCAUGACCGCUCUAUGGGCUGUCAUCCCAAAUCACGCGAAGCGUCGCGAUUGA